Camellia sinensis is the source of this 1010-nucleotide messenger RNA. The record is from RefSeq and is a predicted model, not a curated record. NCBI's taxonomy places the organism in Eukaryota, Viridiplantae, Streptophyta, Magnoliopsida, Ericales, Theaceae.
CCUUUAAUGGUGGCAAAAGAUAGUAUAUCACCAUAUACUUGUGUCCAUCCAGUGACUUGUCUCCCUUCAAACCAAACUCUGUAUGGAACAGUGGUUUUCAAUUCCAACUCCUUUGCCAAUUCAUUCACCAAUGAAAUAUAAGCUAAAUCCAUGAUUCAAACACUGCCUUGGCAGAUCCCAUUCAAUCUAAUCUACCCAUUUCUCAACUAGGUUGUGGAGGCUACACAAUUCGUGUUAUAUAUUCAAAAUGUUUUUGUUGAUUCUAUAUAAAGAUGGGAACUCCGAAUAUGAUUAUUGUGUUGAAAUUAUUUUUUUCUUUCUUCUUUCUUUUUUUCAUUUUCUGCAACAAGAUGAGGAUUAUUACGUGCUGUAAACACUCCAUGCAGUGACUCCAACAAGCCACGCAUGGGAAGCUUUCUGUACAUCUUCCCGGUUCAAGUGAAUGAUGACCAGAUUAUUCUUGAUAAGACUGUUGCUGAUCAAGUAUCUAUAUGGAAAAGCAGCAGAGGCCUAACUGAUAAGGUGGUCCCCAAUCAUGAUUGCUCUGGAGAAACAUGUUCUUAUUAUCAAAUUGGAGAUGUAUUCGUUUGUGAGAAGACCGGACAGGUCCAUGUUUGUGAUGAUACAUGCAGAGAAGCUGUUUUGGACCCUACAAAUGUGCUUUUGGUUUGUACAAUAUCUGGGCACUGCUUUGAUCUAUUACUGUCACCAUCUGAAAUGGAGCCGGACACUGUAAAAGAGAUCUCCUUUAACUUGUACUUGGUGUCCUUUGUCAUAUAGCACACUUACGUUUUUAAUUUCAGAGGUUUCCUGACUUUCAUUGUGCACCAUAACAGUCCAUGAACUAUAAUAUCAUUUUAGUAUUACAAUUUCUAAAACAGUGCACGCUACAAGACUGCUAUCGUUCAGUUUGCCCAUAGUCAUUUUAUAGUCACGAGGUUUGAGUGCAUCAUGUGUUCCAUCACAGUAUGCUUGAUAUCAGGGAAUAAAACUAUAAGACUUAGAGAGGC